Microsporum canis CBS 113480 is the source of this 2795-nucleotide messenger RNA. RefSeq lists its product as hypothetical. Gene Ontology annotation, cellular component: plasma membrane. The transcript has 6 exons. The record is from RefSeq and is a predicted model, not a curated record. Gene Ontology annotation, molecular function: guanyl-nucleotide exchange factor activity. NCBI's taxonomy places the organism in Eukaryota, Fungi, Ascomycota, Eurotiomycetes, Onygenales, Arthrodermataceae. Gene Ontology annotation, biological process: Ras protein signal transduction; positive regulation of GTPase activity. Bases 1 to 2727 code for a protein of 908 amino acids.
AUGUCCUCCCUGAACCUCGCCAGGACACGAUCAACCAGCGCUGGGCGUGAUGGUCUCUCUUCUGCACGACCUGCUCGCCCGUCACUCCCCAGCAGAACAUACUCGGCCCCCGUUGGCAAGCUACACCUUCAGAGCAGCCGCUCAGGCCGGCAGGAUACCGCUGGAUUUUCGGCAAUCGCAGAGAACGAGGCGAUGAUGACGGGUCAGGCACCCGAAGAAAGCUCGGAGGAGGCCGCUACGUCUGGACAUCAGCUUCCUCAGGUGAAUUUGGCGGUGGUGGGCGCCCAGGGAGUGGGCAAGUCGACGUUCGUGAAAUGUGCGCUGGACCUGAAGCAGACGCCGUUGGUCAGGUCAUCGAUCAAGAAGAUGUCCAUGGAUGGGGCUAUAUACGUGGUUCGAUUGCUGGAAAUCGCCAUCCAUAAGAUCACCCUGGACGACCGCGGCCGCAUCAUCUGGCCCAAAUUUCUGGGCGAGCAGGCUCUGCCUCCCAUUGACGGGGUCCUCUGCCUGUUCGAUUCGACCGAUCUGCGGACCGUUUCCCAGUACCCACAGGUUCUAGAUGCUCUACGGAAGUCGACGAACAUCCCUUUCCUUGUGAUAGCAUGCAAAUGCGACGGGCCUCAGCACGAAUCCCAGCAUGACCCUUUAACCCUAGUGCAAGCAUGCCGGUCACUCCUAGGGUUAAAGGUGCAGAGAAUCUCGGCCAGCCUGCCAGAAUCCCACAAAAAAUGCAUCUCAACCAUUCUCCGAGCCAUCAUCAUGCGCAGUGCAGAUGUAGCUUCUUCCACAGAUCGCUUGCCACCUUCUUCCUCUCCAAACCUCACACCCUCUAGUACCCUUCUACCUCGCCAACCCGUCCCCCGCAAUCGACCUCACACUCGGGCGAGCUCCGAGAAUCCCAGGCCGUCGACCAGCGAUACCACGAGAUCCGACCGAUCUGGCGGAGGAGGAAACGCUGAGUCGUCCAGCACCUCGACCCUAGUACCUGGAGCCCACGGUUCGAGGUAUGCUCGCAGCAACUCCCAGCCCGUGCCGCCAAGAACACCGCCCGGGAGUACGAUAUCGAACCGCAGUACCUCAGAGACCAUCAUCGAAGAUUCACCGCCGGGAAAGACCAGGUAUCGGAAUCUGAGGACAACGUGGAGGCACAGCGCUGGCUCGGACGCCUUCAGCAGUUUCCUUGAUAUGGAUGAUGAGCUAGAAGACUCAAGAUCAGCCGGUAGCCCAUCAAGUCAGAACCAGUCAAAGGACAAGCAGGACGAUACCGGCUCAACACUCGAUGAACUAGUCGACAGGCUCCUUUCCUUGCCCUUGUCCAAACAAGAUGGAAAGUUCCCUCCCAUAUUUCUCUGUCUAUAUCGAAAAUUCGCCACACCUUUCCAAGUCCUCACUGCCAUAAUUGCUCGCUUCGAACAUAUCAACUGCAGUCGGUCACCACUGCUCACUCGUCACGCAGACCAACUCAGAUUUCUCAACGUCCUUGCACAAUGGGUUUCAGAGUAUCCAGGAGAUUUUGCCGGAGCCAAGUCCCGGAGACUGUUAACUAACUUCAUUACCUCGCUGGAGAAGAACAUCGUGUUCGCCUUUGCUGCAAAGGAGAUGAAUGCCUACCUCGACAAGUUCGUUGAAGAUGACGAUCUAUGCUGGGCAUACAACGAUGAGGAUUCCUUACCUGAACCCAGCGACUCGUUUAUGGAUACAUCUUACCAGGGCUCGUCGAAUCGUAUGUCUCAAUCGAUGGGUAACUUCAACGUUAGUGAGGUGGACCUGGACCAUUCAUCCCAAAACUCCAACUUGUCCACCACAUCCAGCGCAGACAGGGCAGGCAGUAUCUCGAGCCAAUCAUUCAAGACCUUGCUCAGCGUUGAGUCUGCUCAACAGGAAGCCCAAAAGCUCGAAAUAGUACCGCGAAACCUUCUCACAAAAACCCAAUGGCGCAUAUUUAUGGACAUCCCCGAUGAAGAAUUUGCCCGAGAAGUGACACGUAUGGAUUGGAUCAUGUACAGUUCCUUCCGGCCGCGCGAACUCAUUCGACAUGUCAGUUUAUCUGGCCCAAACAAAGGGAAAUCGGCUGCCUAUCUGGAGAAUGUCAAUAGGAUGAUCAAAUCAUUUAACCACCUUGCCUUCUUCGUUGCUAGCAUGGUAUUGCUUCGAGAUAAGGCAAAGCACAGGGCUCAAGCGCUGGAGAAGUUUAUGAAUAUAUCAUUGAAACUCCGCCAACUAAACAACUAUAAUGCGCUAGGCGCAGUUAUUGCAGGAUUAAACGGCACACCGGUUUCGAGGCUAUCACAAACUCGGGAACUAGUGCCUCCAACCCUGCAAAAGCAAUUUAUGAGUGUAGUGAUACUCAUGAGCACGCAAAAGAGUCAUUUUGCAUAUCGACUCGCGUGGGAAAAUUCCUUCAACGAAAGGAUACCAUUUCUACCCCUCCACCUUCGCGACCUGGUGUCAGCAGAGGAGGGUAAUAAGACCUUUGUUGGUGCAAACGGAGACCGAAUUAACUGGCGGAAAUUCGAAGUUAUGGGAGAUGUCAUCCUCUCCAUUCAACAGAGUCAGAAAACUUCAUUCCCUGCCUAUAACAAACACGAUAUUACGCAAUGGUUGAUCCUAGAAGCAAAAUUCGCAGGAGAUGAAGAGGAACUCUAUAGCCGGAGCAUGCAAGUGGAAGCAUCUGCCAGCGGCAUUCCAGAUCCAGGACGGAAACGGUUUGGCUGGAGACGAACUUGAACUGAUGAUUAUUAUGAUAGUAAUGUCCUUGAUACGAUCUAUUUCUUGUAAUAGAGUGUCAAUAUGGC